GCGUACUCGUACAUGGGCAACGAGAUAUCGUACCCGCUGAAGCCGUUCCUGGUGGAGGACAGCCGGGAUGCGUUCUGGGACCGGUGCCUGGGCAUCGUGCACACCAUGUCGGCCAAGAUGUUGCGCAUCAACGCCGAGCCCGCGUACUUCACCGAAAUCUUUACCGAGCUGAAGGCGUGCGGCACGCUCAGCAUGGUGCUGCAGACGGCGUGAUGAGCGUCGCCGCAGCCGCCUCCGCCCGCGGUAAUCGUAACACCGGCGGCGUGCAAUAACGCCGCUACUGCACGCACCGGUUGCCGCCGCGACAUCAGCAGCAUCAGCGGCCGGAGCGACAAUCAGCGGGGGCGGCGGUGGCUUCAGCCGUAGCAGCAGCAGCAGCAGCAGCAUCAACACCAGUUACCGAGUCGCUGACCGUCGACGAAGUCGGGCGACCCACGGCGGCCGCGACUCGUCGUGCGAAUUCGUCUUCCCGUCCGUCCAUCAUGUACAAGCGCGCGUCAGAUCUGAAACGGACCCGGUUCUGGCCAUGACGAGACCACUGUACGCUUUCCAUCCCCUCCUUUUCGCGCGUAAGUUCAGGUGAAACGAAAAAGCGUCUUGCCCCCGCGCAUCCGUCCUGUUCUACCGGAAGGCUUUCCGAAUCGAUAGAUCUCUCUAUCCCCGCGCGCCGUACCCGUUUUCCGAUCGUGUGUUUACAAUGCGCGAACGGAGACUUGGGUCUUUUAAUUUUUUCCUUUUUUUUUUUUAUUCUUUCUUUUCUCCUCUCCCGCCCUUCGUUAUUCACGAUCGAAACCGCGACACAAUCGUUUUUCUCAUUAUUUUUUUCUCCACGCUACGCUCGCCUCGGCCGACGCGAACCCCAUAUUUUAAGCGCACAAGGGGUGGUAGACCGGAUCGCAUGCAGCCCGCAACAGCGAGAAGAGUUUUUAUUUUUUCGUUAUUAUUUUGCAAAAGGGUCGAAUGGCGGCAUCGUGGAGGGUGCCACCGCGUAAUUUGAUUUUUUUUUUCGUCUGCGGAAGGGUCAACGAUCGUGCACAACGCCAUAUUUUAAAUAUUUUCCAGCGUACAUGUGCGCCACGGUGUAACGCGGUGUAGGUAGGUACACCGACUGUUAUUACAGAAAAUUCACAGCGACAACAGCGAUAUCCAGCUGAUAAUAAAUGAUAAUAAGCCCUACACGUGCGGAAUGGCUGUUUUGUAUCGGCCAGGUGAUAUAAUUGAAAGUUUUAAUUCGAGUUUUUUAUAUUUUUAAAACAAUCAAUUAUUUU
Messenger RNA from Sipha flava (yellow sugarcane aphid), 1268 nucleotides. Its product is annotated as cyclin-dependent kinase 5 activator 1-like. Gene Ontology annotation, biological process: positive regulation of cyclin-dependent protein serine/threonine kinase activity; activation of protein kinase activity. Gene Ontology annotation, molecular function: cyclin-dependent protein serine/threonine kinase activator activity; protein kinase binding. The record is from RefSeq and is a predicted model, not a curated record. Lineage: Eukaryota; Metazoa; Arthropoda; Insecta; Hemiptera; Aphididae. Gene Ontology annotation, cellular component: protein kinase 5 complex; cytoplasm.